UUUUUUUUGCGCUGUGUUUUCGGCAAUGAAUCACCAACACGCCCAAGCUUCCACGCUAAAUCACUUCAUUUCUAGUACAACGGGCCCUUUUUCAUGUUCUGUGCCGCCCCCCAAUGUUUUAGUCAGUUAUAUUGCCGUCGCCGUAUGCCGAGCUCGGGCUUUCGCAUACUGCAUCCGUGUUAAUAUCUUGCCUCCUGAGGUGAAAUUCCUGUGUGCUGGUUUCACACCCUCUAUUGGGCAUGGCGUGAGGAUAUGCAAGAUUCUACGUUCCGAGUGGCAACGUCAAGCUCGUCUAUACCGUGACAGCCUUUAUCUCCAGCUUCAACGCCUCGAGAGACCGUCCACGGCAAAAAAGAAAUGGCGCGAGUUGUGUGCGCUAACCGACAGAACGACUGAGUUUCUCUGGCAGCGCACGCUCACCGCCUUACGAGACAUCACUCCGAAGAAGUCGCCGCAGACAAGUAACCGUGUGCACAUUGUGGGUGACGUGGAUCUUCCAGAAAAAGUAAGACAGCUUCUUAGUCUUGGACCGAAAUUCGCUGUGGAGCCUCGGAAAACACCACAUGAACUACUCACGCUUGUUAGACAAAUUUCUCAACGCAUUCCGGAAGGUGAAUCAAAUAGGUGUGUCUCUGAAGGUGUAGACAUUUUGUUACGGCGAAAACCACCUUGUAGUGCUUUGCCGACUAAACAUGUAGCUUCUUUCUUGAAGGCGCGGUCCCUUGUGCUUUUACCUUCUGACAAAGAAGGUGGCUUUGCUGUUUUGCCAUCCGGUACCUUCAAUACCAAGGCCACUCUAGCGAUUGAUUCCGUUUUUCGACGAGAGGACGGUAUUUCUCUCACUAAAGUAAAAUCCGAAGCCAAGAGGCUUUGCAAUGCCCUAAGCCUUGACAAAUUAGCAAAGUCGGUCGAAAAAUCAACAAAGCUGAGCUUGGACUUCCUUUUUACCGCUAAAACGCACAAGAAUGACUGCCCUCUACGAGUAAUGGUAACUGAAAACGGGACAUGGCAGAAAUCUGUCGCCAUAUUUCUGCAAAAUAAGCUUAACCUACUAACCAUUGACGACCCUUAUCUGGUAAGAGACUCGGACGCCGUAAUCGAGUUUUUAAAAGGAAAUAACAAGGCUCUCAGGGCUUUUUCUAUCGAUGUGAAAGACCUGUAUUAUUCCCUACCACACGACGAGAUGCUAAAAUGUGUAGAAGGAUGCAUCGACAACUUUGGAUCGAUAGCAUUUCAGAACGAGACAGGAGUUGCGGUCAGUGGCUUUUUGGAAAUGUUGACAUUUUACCUUAAAUCGACCUUUGUCUCUUGGGAAGAGAGCCAGUACAUUCAAAAAAGUGGAAUUUGCAUAGGUUCAUGUCUUGCGCCUGUCCUCAGUGAUAUUUACCUCGCAAAAAAAGAAAGCCGCACCAUUCAGACUUGUCUUGAUAUGUCCUUAGUCGCUAAAGUCUGCAGAUAUGUAGAUGAUUUUUUAGUUCUUAUCGAAUGUCCAGAGGAGGUGUUUGAGCAGGCUGCAGGGAAAGUGUUAGAUGUAUUCAGGCAAAACCUGCAUCCGUUAGAGCUGACGCAUGAGCUACCUGAAAAUAACUCUCUAAGGUUUUUGGACGUCAAGCUGUGCUUGUCCAGUAGACACUUGUGCUGGUCCUUUGAACCGAGGAGCGGGAAACCGCUUCUCUCUUUCAAGUCAGCACAUUCGAAAUUAGUUAAAAGAGGAAUCAUUAAUGUGUGCCUGGUCAAUGCCCUCAGAAGGUCAUGUCCGCAUUCAAUGCAAAUAAGUUUUGAUGCGCAGGUUGACCGCUUGUUAUCUGCCGGAUACACGAAGGCUUUAAUAUCAGCAGUCGCGGAAAAACUUUGUAAGCAAAUCAAGCUGGGUGAAAACAAUCGUGCACCACGUCCGCCAGUGGAAAAGAAAAAACUUGCAGUACUUCCGUAUAUACAUGAUGUAUCCCACAAACUGAAGAGAGUAGGGCAACGCGCUGGUGUAGCGGUGGUUUUUUCAGCUCCGGAAAAACUAUCGAAACUUUGCAGGUUUGGUUCGCAAACCAGGCGUGGGCGAUGUACUGUGAAACACAGGAACCCGUUAGUGUCCUGCACCACUGGCGUGGUGUAUAUGAUACCUCUUUCCUGUGGAAAAAAGUAUGUGGGACAGACCGGCAGGUGCAUAAACGAUCGUCUCAGGGAACACCAUAACAACGUAUACAACACGAUACAGGGUCAUCUGGGCAUUCAUUGCCGUGAUCAUGGGUGUAAGCCCUAUUUUGACAAAAGCGAAGUGCUGGCUAGGCAUAAUUCGCAGCUGACACGUGAAAUCAUUGAGGCAGAUUUUAUAAGGAAAUUCGAUAGCUCGUGCGUCAGUUCACCUUCUAUUGCACUUUCAUCUCGAGAAAUCGCAUAUCUUAACAACAUUUGAAUGACAAACAGCCAGUAUGCAUUGUUAGCACGUGGCUAUCAUUAUCAUCAUUCGAAAUGA
Messenger RNA from Dermacentor silvarum, 2470 nucleotides. RefSeq lists its product as uncharacterized. NCBI's taxonomy places the organism in Eukaryota, Metazoa, Arthropoda, Arachnida, Ixodida, Ixodidae. The record is from RefSeq and is a predicted model, not a curated record.